AACAUUAAGAUGUAAUUAGAGUUAAGGAGAAGAGUGGGGACUGGUGAUCAGGGAAUUUCACGCUCGUCAAGUGUAUACGACUUCUUAUUGGCCAAUUUUUCUAGGUUGGCUUCACAUCCUUUUCGACACAGGUGGUGUAAAACGUGUUUUACACUCUCAAGAUGAUCCCAGAAGAUGAUGUUUUGAAAGAACUUUGAUGCUUUAGAGUUAUCAUGUGUGCUUAAAUAAAGAUAAUUGUUUCAUCUCAUGAAAUAGUCCGCGUUUCAGCUGUUUUUGUUCAGUUGUUUUCUAAUUUUAUAAGAAAAUGAUUUUAGAAGUGUUGCGUGCAUUGUGAUCGAGCGAUUUCAAAAAUCACCGAAAAUAUUGGCCAUGAUUUUCGUGAUGCUGUACAUGCUUUUCUCAUCAAAUUACCGCUCUAGUAAUUACGUGAUUGCACAAAUUUGUUGACACUUAAAUGGAAUGAAAAACAAAUAUUCGACAACUACGUGACAAGACAUAACCAGGAAAUGUUUCAACUUCCUCCUCCUUUAAUAAACAGUGGCCCUCCAUAUUUUUUACCAUGGACAUCCAGUCAAUCUAUAGGCUGUGGUUCAGGAGUUGUUGGAGGAGGCUGUAUAAGACCAGAACGUUCAACAAGAACAAAUGUUCAAAAGUUAACAUGGAGAAAUUCUCCAUGGGUUAAAGGAUACAAGAUCAACAGUAUGACUAUAUCAGAUAUAAGUCCAACUGUUGCUGUAAGGCGCGUGGUACUGCUAUACGAAAAUCAACAAUACCGUGAAGCCGCAAACUUCAUCAACAGGUUACAUACUUCUAUAUUUAAAUCAAUUGUUGAUGAUUUACCAAUGGAUGAGUUUGUUGAAGGUCUGCCUCAAAGUUUACCAAUAUUGGAGGCUUUAUAUGCUAAAGUAUUUCUAUCUGAUGGUUUGAAUUUCCCAAUGAGACUCUUAAGACCUGAAAGAGUCAUCAUGCAAAUGGCUAAAUUACUCUCGCAUAGGGAUUUGAUAGAUUUUACUGUUGAUGCUCCAAAUCCUAUAAUUCUGUCUUGCAAGAAGUUAAUAAAGAUGAUUGUUUUAUCGGAGCCAAGAUUGAAAAAGCAAAUGAUUGGCAGAAAAAGAGCACUGGAAAAGGCUGUCGAGGGGAUUGGUCAACAUGGACUUGUAGGAACAUCAGACAAAAUUCUAAUGAACCUACAUGAAGCAUUAAAAGUUGAACUGGAGAGAGCAAUUCACCAAUAUAAAAUAGCUGUUCAAAAGUUGGAUUGUCUUACGUCAAAGCACACUAAAUCUCUUUCUUAUGGUCCAGCACCAACAAAAGCAAGUCACCAAAGGCAGUUAAGUCUCCGACAAGAUGAAAUUCAAGAGCGACUCAUUAAAAACAAAUCUCUGCUGAAUGUCAUUGAACCAACUUUAACAGAUCAUUCCUUGGGUCUUCUAUUGAAAAUUUUAAGAAAAAGAGUUGAAAUCGAUAAAGAUAUCAUAUUUCAGUUCACACAGCUUAAAAAAGAGGUAAAAGAUGUCAACCCAAAUGCAGUUGUUGCUCCAAUUUUAAUGAAAUUUUCAAAAGGUUGUUCUCGAGUACUGGAAUUGAUGAAAGAACUUGGAGACGAUGGAGACGAGGACACAAGUAGCAGUGAUAUAUCUGGAUAUCAUAGUGACUCAGAUUCAGCAAUAGCUAGUUUGCAGAGUCCAGGUUGUAGAAGAUAUAAUCUGAUGUAUCGUUCAGUGCGACUCCACAGCCGGAAUAGUGCUGGAAGCAGCAAUCCUGAUAAUCGAUCCUGUGAAAGUGGAAGAUCAUCUCGUAUUAAACAACAGCCGCAGCCAAAAACUAUGAAUCGGAAUCCGAAUAAUCCUUUUAAUUCAUCUGCUACCUGCAAGCCGGAUUGCUCAAUCUCUAUAUAUGUUCCUGACGCACAUUCAUCCAUUCCAUCAGAACAUGCCGUCAACUAUUGGCAAGUUUCAACAUUGCAAAAAGAAAUUGAAACUCUCAGAAGUGAACUAGAUUAUGCAAAAGUGACAAUCACCAAUUUACAAGAACGUGAACAAAAACUUAAGUGCAGGUUAGCAGAGCAAGCUCAAAAAAUGCUUGAACGAGGUUCCAAAUUUGAAAACGUUUCUCUUGGAGAAAGACGACCAUCUGCCCUGGUUCGACAAUAUGGUAGUUUGUAUGCUCAGGCCAGAGUAGAUACAUUGGAUGCAUUGGAUGCCUUAGAGCCAUUAAAGAAUGCUGAUGAGUUGAAAACAAAAAUUUUGUUUUCAGUUAUAGUAUUGUCAUUUCGAUCAAUUCAAUCAUCCCUUUCAAGCUUGAGAGAAGAAAUCUUUACACUUUUGCAAGUCAAUGAAUCAACUGAACAAGAUCCUGCUUUGAAGGAUAUAGAAACCUGUGUGACUGUAUACCUAAGGAAAACAUCGGAAACUUUUGAUUUAACGAAAAAUGUGAAUGAAGUUUGCUCGCAGAUUUAUGCAACCCUUUACGACUAUCCCUGCUUGAAAAAAUGCUCUGGAUUAGUCAAGUAUGCAAAAGAUUGUGUGAGAUUGGCUUGGUGUUUAUGCAAUCAAAAUCCUCCAUAUCUCAUUGAUUAUGAAACCCGUACUUUUAGACGUGACUAUCAUAUGCGUUUUCAUACAUCCAACCAGAAGUCAGAUGCUAUCAAGAGUUACCUAUGGCCUACUCUUGUGGAAGGUGAAAAUGGUCCUUGUGUCCAUAGAGGGGUGGUUUUGACAUAAUAUAUUUACCGUUGAUGAUUGCAUUCAAGAUUGAGGUGGAAGGUUAAAAAAAGUUCAUGUGGUGGUCAGAAUUUCAUCUAAACCAUGCUUAUUUAUUUAUUUUUUCAUAAGAUUUCUGUCUGGAUAAGAGGAAAUAAAUGUAUUUUUAAAAAAUG
Molecule: messenger RNA, 2878 nt
Organism: Parasteatoda tepidariorum (common house spider)
Lineage: Eukaryota; Metazoa; Arthropoda; Arachnida; Araneae; Theridiidae
Biological process (GO): mitochondrial protein catabolic process; mitophagy by internal vacuole formation
Cellular component (GO): mitochondrial outer membrane
Source: RefSeq, a predicted model, not a curated record